AUGUCCGAGAAAGAAAUCCGAGAGCCUAUCGCAGGCGACGCUGACUUCAACGGCGACCAAGAUGCGGUCUAUGGCAGAGGCAGCAUCGCCGCUACGCAGAAGUCGAGAUGGGAGCGUAGCUGGCCUGUCAUCGCCUGCGGUUCUGGUCUCUUCUCCGAUGGUUUUAGUCAAAGCAUAAUUGGACCUGUCAACACGAUGUUGAAAAUCCUGUACAAGGACGAGUAUACCAAGUCAUCGGCGCAGCAGAAUGUCUCAUCGAUCGCCUUUGCGGGCACCGUCCUGGGUCAACUGGUCUUCGGCUAUACAUCCGAUCAUUACUCCCGCAAGAACUCGCUGCUGAUUAGUACAAUUAUUUUGAUCGUGUUUGCAGCACUCGGCGCUGGAUCCUAUGGUGCAGGUGGCUCGAUUCAGGGCCUCUUUGCCGCUUUGACAGCCUAUCGCUUUUUGCUUGGUAUUGGAAUUGGUGGUGAAUACCCUGCCGGAUCUGUUGCCUGUGCUGAGAGCACAGGUGAGCUCAAACAUGGCCACCGAAAUCGCUGGUUUAUUCUCUUCACGAACUUCAUGAUUGACAGCGGCUUCUGGGUGGCUUCUCUGGUUGCAAUGAUUGUCGUUCUGGCGACUGGCGAGAAUCAUCUCCGAGCAGCAUGGCGCAUCUGUCUGGGCCUUGCUGUCAUUCCACCUCUGUCACUUCUUUGGCUACGAAUCAAGCUUAAGGAGCCCGAAUCCUACAAUCGGGCCAAGAUGUCGAAGUACCCAUGGUGGCUCAUUGUGAAGUUCUAUGGAUUCCGACUCGCUAUUGUCAGCCUGAUCUGGUUUCUGUACGACUUCUCCUCAUACUCAUUCAGCAUCUACAGUUCAUCUUGGCUGGUCUACCUUCUGCCCGAGGACGCCCCUCUCUGGAAGUCUUUUGGCUGGAGCACAGUCAUCAAUCUGUUCUACGUGCCCGGCGCGUUCCUGGGAGCAUUCGUCAGUGAUUGGAUAGGACCGAAGUACGCGCUCGCUCUGGGCGUUAUUCUGCAGGGUGCCGUCGGGUUCCUGAUGUCCGGUAUCUACGAACAUCUCGACAAGGCCUCGGCUGUUGGUGGAUUCGUUGUCAUCUACGGCAUCUUUCUUUCGCUCGGCGAGCUCGGGCCUGGCGACAACAUCGGGCUUAUUGCUUCGAAGACUUCCGCUACCUCUAUCCGGGGUCAAUACUACGGUAUCGCUGCGGCGAUUGGCAAGGUUGGAGCUUUCGUCGGCAAUUACAUCUUCCCAGAUAUAAUUGCAGCAGGCGGUAACGACCCUGUCAAACAAGGGCAGUAUCCGUUCUUCGUCUCGUCAGCGCUGUGUAUCUUCAGUGGUAUCAUCACUUUGAUCUUCAUUCCGAACAUUGGGCAAGACACAAUCGACAACGAGGAUGCUCGGUUCAAGGAGUAUCUGAAGCAGCAUGGGUACGACAUCGAUACUCUGGGUACGGAGGAGUUCAAGGCCAGGAGGAACUCGGUCACGGCAUGA
Cyphellophora attinorum is the source of this 1494-nucleotide messenger RNA. RefSeq names its product putative metabolite transport protein. Lineage: Eukaryota; Fungi; Ascomycota; Eurotiomycetes; Chaetothyriales; Cyphellophoraceae. The record is from RefSeq and is a predicted model, not a curated record. Gene Ontology annotation, biological process: carboxylic acid transport; transmembrane transport. Gene Ontology annotation, cellular component: plasma membrane. The transcript has 7 exons. The coding region runs from base 1 to 1494 and encodes 497 amino acids. Gene Ontology annotation, molecular function: carboxylic acid transmembrane transporter activity.